Messenger RNA from Daldinia decipiens, 1410 nucleotides. RefSeq lists its product as uncharacterized. Lineage: Eukaryota; Fungi; Ascomycota; Sordariomycetes; Xylariales; Hypoxylaceae. The coding region runs from base 312 to 1319 and encodes 335 amino acids. The transcript is spliced from 3 exons. The record is from RefSeq and is a predicted model, not a curated record.
UGAUUGGCUCCAAUCUCCCAUCUUCCCCCUUGUAACCAUUUUAUCGCGUCCAAGCUCAACUCGACUCGAAACUCAACAAAAUUGCUAAAUCAUGAAGUUGUCAUGAUGACAGUAGUAAGGGGAGCUAGAAACCCUCCAUACCACUCCCCGCUCCUUUUCUUAAGCUCGUUAAAAACUCAGAUUUACCUAGGAUAGCUUUGAUUGUCAACUGUGCCGGUUCGCAGACAUAGACACGAAGCUGUUUACUCGCCUCUGAUUUGACUAUUAACUAUUGUAUCACGAACUAAUAGCUACCUAUCCAAUCCGUCACAAUGGCAUCCCAAGCCCCUUUGAUCCCCCGAUUGCAUCUCUGGGAGAUCGACGACCAGCUGUGGUUCCCCCCCUUCCUCCGCGGAUACGUCCAGGCCGGCCUAACGCACGCCUGGACCGUCCAUAUCCCGUUCCUGCAGCCUAGCAGCCCCGCGACCAUCGUAGCCGAGACCCUGCGACGUGUGCUCGGCAGUUCCGUCUCGCGGCACACCUACAUCGACUUCUGCGCCGGAGCCGGAGGUCCUACGCCUUUUAUCGAGCGGGCUUUGAACAGCCAGCUCGCGCGCGCGGCGACGCACCGAGUCCCCGCGACCGCAAAAUCCGGCAUUGUAGACGGCGAGAGCCGCGCUGCAGCGGAUAGCACGCCGAGCUACGCGGCGGUCGCCAACCCCAAGGCCCAAUCUGCUACUGUCCAGGAAGAGGACAGCCAGGUGGACUUCGUCCUGACGGAUUUGCAUCCGCACGUCGAGUCCUGGGAAGCCGCCAGUAAGAAGAGCGAUCGACUAUCGUAUGUCGCGCGCCCCGUCGACGCCGCCAGCGCGCCUACCGACCUACUACGUCGGUAUACGGAGAAGAACGGCGGGAAGGGCAUUUUCCGGCUGUUCAACUUGGCAUUCCACCACUUCGAUGACAAGCUAGCUCGCGCCAUCCUAAAGAACACGGUUGAGACUAGCGAUGGGUUCGGCAUCUUCGAGCUACAGGACCGGACCCCCACCGGCCUGCUGACGUGCUUCGCCUUCGGCUUCUUUAUCCUUCUAAUCGCCCCGCUGCUAUAUUGGUGGUCACCCAUGCGCUUAUUCUGGGUUUACGUUAUCCCUGUCGUCCCCUUUGUGCUUGUCUUCGACGGUCUUAUUUCGUGCCUACGUACCCGUACUGCCGACGAGGUUGAGACCCUAUUACGCACCUGUGGUGCCAACAGCGACGACUGGGAGAUUAAGAGCGGAAAGGAGCAGUUUCUUUGGCCCUGCGGAUAUUUACACUGGAUCAUUUGCACCAAGAAGGCUACAUAAGGAUCGAAAAUAUUCGGGCCGUAGGGUAGGGAGUAUGUCGGUGUAAAGCAUAGAUAUCAUAUAGUCAGUCACUUAUAGUUCUUGCCCCCUU